AUGAACGUGUUGUUCCAAGGAGCCGGAGAAAACCCUGAAGAAUGGAUUAGAGAUUUUAGACAAUAUUGUAAAGUAUCUGGACUCGAUCCACUUGCAAACACUCAAACCAGAGUAAGAAUUCAUGGUCUUUUUGAAACUUGUUUGAAAGAUAAUAUGAAAGAUUGGUAUAAGACUAAUCUCAAAAAUAAAAAUUGGGAAUUGCAGAAUAUUAGUGACAAUACUAACUUGGCCGAUCUUGGUGCCAUCAUUGGAUUGGCUAACAAUAAUGUAUUGCGUGCUAUUAAUGCUAAUCAAUUUAAAGGCGGAGCUCUUCAUAUAAGAAAUAUUGUAUCAGCUAACAAUAAUGCAAUUGCCACACCAUUAGUACUAGCACAUACCAUUUUCGAUGAAGACUGGCUAAUAUCUGGAGGACGACCAACAGAUUUAACACCCAAUGCCCCCAAUGCCAAUGCAGGAAGUAAUACUAUAGUUGCUGACAUUCAUAUUGGGAAACCUGUUUCUAUACAACUAGCUCCUCAACCACUAAGUAGAGAAUUAGUGCGCUCUAGUCAAAUAGAGCCAGGUAAAAUAUAUAUAGAUCCAAAUUUACAUUUGAAUAAUCAAGAAUGGCUUGGAAUGAAUAAUGCAUUAGAUCAUCUCAGUGCCACAACUAACUAUAUAUCUUAUCUAUAA
Molecule: messenger RNA, 672 nt
Organism: Acaulospora morrowiae
Lineage: Eukaryota; Fungi; Glomeromycota; Glomeromycetes; Diversisporales; Acaulosporaceae
Source: the annotation of a GenBank genome assembly